GAAAGUGAUAAUUUAGUGUCGCUUCAUGAUCAAAUUCGUGAAUGUGAUAGAAUCUUGUCACAGAUGGAAACUCUCCUCAGUGGAUUUCAAGUUGAAAUUGGUUCCAUAAGUUCAGACAUAAAAGUCCUCCAAGAGAAGUCUAUGGAUAUGGGCCUGAAGCUUAAGAAUCGUAAGAUCAAUGAUGAAUACAUGAGAACUCUUGAGAUUCUGAGUAAGAAGCUGAAGUUUGUAGAAGUGGAUCCUAUGGUCAAAGCUUCAAAAGCUCUGAAAGACGUUCAACCUGAGCUUGAAAAAGUUAGGCAGAAAGCAGUUUCAAAGGUUAUUGACUAGAAUUACCGGAUG
Molecule: messenger RNA, 342 nt
Organism: Quercus lobata
Lineage: Eukaryota; Viridiplantae; Streptophyta; Magnoliopsida; Fagales; Fagaceae
Product: vacuolar protein sorting-associated protein 52 A-like
Exons: 3
Coding region: 64-330 (88 amino acids)
Biological process (GO): retrograde transport, endosome to Golgi; endocytic recycling; Golgi to vacuole transport
Cellular component (GO): GARP complex
Molecular function (GO): syntaxin binding
Source: RefSeq, a predicted model, not a curated record